Molecule: messenger RNA, 1395 nt
Organism: Xenia sp. Carnegie-2017
Lineage: Eukaryota; Metazoa; Cnidaria; Anthozoa; Malacalcyonacea; Xeniidae
Exons: 2
Coding region: 221-856 (211 amino acids)
Source: RefSeq, a predicted model, not a curated record
GUUGACGCUAGACAAGUUCUUGUUUCGUGCCCAUUUGCAUUGCUUGAAUGAACAAGCCUGACGAGUGACGAGUGAUAUUACUUCGAACCUGCUUAUACUGGAAGGAUGUUGUAGAAGGUCGAAGUUUAUUUGAGUUGGAAUUGUGUCAAGCGAGUCUAGCAUUUAUACUUGGCGAAUUCUUGCGUUUAUUAGUUUGACUCGUCUUCUUUUCGACUAGGAUAUGGUUGUGAACGCUUUUAAUAUUGUGUCGAAAACGGCUUCUCAUAAUAAUUCUAAAACUGUAUCUACUUUUCCGCCUUGUAAACGUGGAGCAUCAUGUCCAAAAUGCUCCCGUCGGAGGCUGGGAGAAACUAUGGAAAAUACGAAAGGUCGCCUACGAAAAGGAACUUUACUUGAGGCAUUUCGAAAGGCUGUAAACGCUUUGGACGAUUUGGACUUGGUUCCCCGUGCGAAGAAAUCAAGAUUAUGUCGGCGCAGACCAGCUGCACUUACAAUUUAUGUAAAAAGUAAAACGGAGAAAGUAUACAAUGCUAUCAGACUUAAUCAAAAGACAGUUGAAGAACUUAAACAAGCGCUUGGUGAUAAAUAUAAUUUUUCGUCAAGUUGUGUCACAAAUAUGCAGUAUGUGUCGAAUGAUAGAUGUCAAAAACGUAAAAGAGAACGACGUGUCGUCGAUAUAACUGAAGAAAUUGUACAAAAUUUCGAUGAGGAGGAUGAUUUUCUUCUUGAUCUAGCAUACGAUAUAAAGACUGGCGAAUGUGAUAUUAAACUUAUAAAAGGUGUUGCCUUUACGGAAACGAAAGCAGUGCAAAGAGACAACGAAAUUGCAAGUAAAAUGAAGACGUUUAGUGCAUGACAUAGACGUCCUAAAAUUUCUUUUUCUUAUCAUUGUAAAUUAGAUUUGUCUUGUUUGCGAUAGUUUGUAAAUAUUGCUGUUUUAUAGUAUUAAGCAUUAUCUUAAAUCUAAAUGAUGCAUUUAGGCCCCGUUUACACUAUACUGGAUUACCAUCGUAGCAGGUUGAAUAUUCUUUGUAUUAAAAGGCAGUGACAUUGUUCAACGUCAGGAACACAGUCAAAUAGACUAAAUCUAUCAUCUUAAUAAGCUUUUACUCCGAACAGUUAACCCUUUAAUGCAAAUGAAGAUGUGAUGAACGAAUCCGAUAUAGUGUAAACGCAGCCUUAGCCAAUUCGUGCGAUAGGUGGAAAUGAGGCUUUAGUUUCAUGCAUUGCUCGCAUGUAAAAUGUUUUGCCAGGAUACGUAAUGCUAUAUUAUAAGUAAGAAGGUAGUUUCCUACUUAUUAUUGUAUUGUUUAGUUUUUGAAACAGAAUGAAAUGAAUCGCAAUCUUUCAAAGUAAAAUAAUAAUAUAAUAGAAAAUUCUCGUUAUGAGUUUGUA